Messenger RNA from Aspergillus wentii DTO 134E9, 864 nucleotides. RefSeq lists its product as uncharacterized. Bases 1 to 864 code for a protein of 287 amino acids. Gene Ontology annotation, biological process: small GTPase-mediated signal transduction. Gene Ontology annotation, molecular function: GTP binding; GTPase activity. The record is from RefSeq and is a predicted model, not a curated record. NCBI's taxonomy places the organism in Eukaryota, Fungi, Ascomycota, Eurotiomycetes, Eurotiales, Aspergillaceae. The transcript is spliced from 3 exons.
AUGUCAGGCCAGAUGUACGACGACCAAGUCUAUGCGGCCUCACGACGCCAUUCUCUCGCCACUCCUCCUCCAUCCAUGACCCCGCGCCAUAACCGUGUUCGCAGCCAGAGCGUCCGAGUCAGCAACGGCACGGCCAGCACCAACACCAGCUUCUCCAGCGGGAUGAUGUCCGAGGCGACCAACGUCACGCAGCCGCCCGCGUUUUCGAAAAAGUUCGUCGUCGUGGGCGAUGGUGGAUGCGGCAAGACUUGUUUGUUGAUCAGUUAUUCGCAAGGCUACUUUCCAGAGAAAUACGUCCCGACGGUUUUUGAAAACUACAUUACACAAACUAUUCAUCGCGCAUCAGGCAAGACCGUGGAGCUGGCUCUUUGGGAUACUGCUGGUCAGGAAGAAUAUGAUCGUCUUCGACCGCUGUCCUAUCCCGAGACAGAUCUGUUGUUUGUUUGCUUUGCGAUUGACUGCCCGGCUUCACUAGAAAAUGUCAUGGACAAGUGGUAUCCUGAAGUUCUUCACUUUUGCCCGACUACACCCAUCAUCCUUGUUGGCUUGAAAUCAGACCUGCGCUCCAAGAGAACAUGUAUUGAGCUCCUCAAGACGCAGGGUCUGACACCAAUCACACCAGAGCAGGGUGAAACGGUGGCCAGACGAAUGAAUGCCUCGUAUGUGGAGUGCAGUAGCAAGGAAAUGCGCGGAGUAGACGAGGUCUUCUCACUUGCAGUCGACACCGUGGUGACCGUCGAAGAAGAACAAACCUGGACCAGCCGUCCAAGCCAAAAAACCAAUGGCAAGCCCACAGGGAAUGCCAGUGGAGGCGGCCGUGUGGCAGGAAAAAAGGUCAAGAAGCGCACUUGCAAGAUCUUGUAA